This is a messenger RNA of Stegodyphus dumicola, 2019 nucleotides long. RefSeq lists its product as uncharacterized. Gene Ontology annotation, molecular function: DNA-binding transcription factor activity, RNA polymerase II-specific; RNA polymerase II cis-regulatory region sequence-specific DNA binding. Gene Ontology annotation, biological process: regulation of DNA-templated transcription. NCBI's taxonomy places the organism in Eukaryota, Metazoa, Arthropoda, Arachnida, Araneae, Eresidae. The record is from RefSeq and is a predicted model, not a curated record.
CUGGCGUAGUUUAGUAGUUUGUACAUGGAAACAAUUAUAGAUAUUCAAGUUUUACGACAACAUAGCAAUGGAAUAGUUUUCUAUUGUGAUAAUGUUUGUUUUCCUUGAAAUUGAUUUUAUUGUCUGAAUGAUCACCGCAGAUAUAAUCUCUUAACGAUAGCGACUGUGAUCGAGUUUUUAAUUAAAAGCUGCUUCAUGCUGAAGUGUGAUUUAUACUUGUAAGAUUUCAAAGCUAAAAAAAAAGUUUGUAAGCUGUAGCAAUUAUUAUUAAGUGUCUAACAGAACAUGUAACUUCUUCAAGCUAUAAAUCAUUGGCUUAGCAACUACAAAAAAAAAAAAAAAUUCAGGUAGUCGUAACAUAUCGUAUGUGACAGAAUUUCAUAAAUUCAUGCUUAAAGAAACAUGUCUAUAUGCUCAAGCAAGAAAUCGUAUUUUUGUGGACCAUAAGAAAUUAAUUUUUAAUGAAACAUUCCUAGAAAUAAAAGUAUUCAUAAAUUAUUCUAAUGUCAAACAGCUGCUAUGUCUCUUGAAUAAUUUGUAUUGAUUCAUUUAUUAAGAUAAACACACGUAUUUACGUGAGAUAUCAAACACCACGGAUUCUAUCAAGAAUGUAAGUUAUAGUUACCAAUUUAGUGCAGAGAUUAUAUGUUCUGGGAGAUGUGUAACAAAUUGUCAUCUUCUUUAAGAGACUGUGUAUAAAAGAGCACAUGCAGAUCCUUACUGAACACAAACCUCAUAUGUGGGAAAUUUGUCAGAUUUCAAUUAGUUGAAAAGGUAAUUUAAACAUGUAUAUGCUAAUUCACAUAGGAGAGAAGCCUGACAUGGCUGAAGUGCAUAAGAAUACAUUUAUAUAAAUUAUUAAUUUAGAUUAGCAUUUGCUUAUUCACACAGGAGACGAACCGUAUAUGUGUGAAGUAUGUAGGAAAUAACUUUGCGAGAAGGGCAACUUAAAUAAGCAUUUGCUUAUUAACACAACAGACAAGCCUUCCAUGUGCGUGUGAAGUAUGUAAGAAGUCAUAUAAUGAAAAGUUUAAUUUAAACAUGGACGUGUUUACUCAGACAGGAGAGAAAUCUUACAUGUGUGAAGUAUGUAAAAAGUCAUUUCGUCAUAAGCAUAGUUUAAACAGGCAUAUGCUUAUCCACACUGCAGAAAAACCUUAUAUAUGUGAAGUUUGUAAGUACUCAUUUAAACACAAGUGUAGUUUAAUCACUCAUAUGCUUAUUCACACAGGAGAGAAACCUCAUGUGUGUGAAGUAUGUAAGAAGUCAUUUAGACAGAAGUAUUAUUUAAAGAUUCAUAUGCUUAUUCACACCGGAGAAAAACCUGUGUGUGAAGUAUGUAAGAAAUCAAUUAGACAUAAGGGAGAUUUGAAGAAUCAUAUGCUUAUUCACACUGGAGAGAAACCUUAUAUCUGUGAAAUAUGUAAGAAGUCAUUUAAUCAGGAGAAUGCUUUAAACAGCCAUAUGCUUAUUCACACAGGAGAAAAACGUCAUGUGUGUAAAUUAUGUAAGACGUCAUUUAGUCAGAAGCUUUAUUUAAACAGACAUAUGCUUAUUCACACAAAAGAGAAACCUCAUGUGUGUGAAGUAUGUAAAAAGUCAUUUAGUCAAAAGGGUUCUUUAAUCACUCAUAUGGUUACUCACACAGGAGAGAAACCUCAUGAGUGUAAAGUAUGUAAAAAGUCAUUUAGUCAGAAGGGUCAUUUAGACAAUCAUAUACUUAUUCACACAGGAGAGAAACCUCAUGUAUGUGAAGUAUGUAAGAGGUCAUUUCGUCUUAAGUCUAGUUUAUCCAAGCAUAUACUUAUUCACACAGGAGAGAAACCUCAUGUGUGUGAAGUGUGUAAGAAGUCCUUUCAUCGUAAAUCUAAUUUAACCAGUCAUAUGGUUAUUCACACAGGAGAGAAACCUCAUGAGUGUGAAGUAUGUAAGAAGUCAUUUACUGAGAAGUCUUAUUUAAACAGGCACAUGCUUUACUUCACACUGGUGAGAAAACCUUAUAUGUGUGAUAGUAUGUAA